ACGAAUAAAAUCUACUUUCACUUUUAAUUUUCAAAAUGAGCACGAGGGCAUCAAAAAUUGCGAGUAUUUCCUUGACAAAUGCAAAAUCGUGUUGUAAGAAGGGUAAUUUCGGGAGAUCAUUUGCUCACUAUUUAUUAUAUCUCAAAUUAUCCCCGGACAAAGUGAAUGACGUGUUAAGUGACUUUGUGUUGGUAAUGAGAGAAUGGACUGAGCAACUCGAAAGAGAAAAUAGAAUAGAGGAUCUUUUCCGUUGCUACGAGCAAGCAUGUGAAAUUGUACCAGACUGUGAAGUGACAUUGAACAAUAUUGGUGCUCAACUUUUUCGAAUUGGAUACAUAGAAGAAGCAGCAGGAUAUGUGCGUAAGUCACUGGAGAUAAACCCAGACUACACUGCAGCUAGGGACAAUUUGGACAACAUUUGCAGUCAUUUAGUGGAGCGCUGGCAUUUCAGAAUGCUGAAUGAUGUCAAAAGAAACACUGCCUAUCAGGCUGCCAUUCACACUAUGGCACAACUUGGUUACAGAAGUAUAUUGGACAUGGGAGCAGGUACUGGGUUACUAAGUAUGUGUGCAAAAGAAGCAAAAUUUGAGGAAAUUUAUGCUUGUGAAAGAUCUAGCACAAUGUGCGAUUUGAUUGGGAAAAUUCUAGCAGCAAACCAGUGUGACAAUAAGAUUACCCUUAUUGGCAAAAAUUCAACUGAGUUGAUCUUGGGAAGGGACUUUCCAGAGAGAGUGGAAGUGCUAGUGACAGAAACAUUUGAUGCCGCAUUGUUUGGAGAACAUGUGAUCCCAUCCUUAAUCCAUGCAUGGGAUAACAUACUUCUUAAGGAAUCUGGAAGAGUCAUACCUGAGAGAGCAACUGUGUAUGUAUGUGCUAUAGAAUGUGAAAAACUGAGACAUCAGAACAGAUUUUUGUACCCAGGACUUCAGAAUCUGGAUUUUAAGAACAUUUUCAUUGUGUGCAACACUUCACAGUCUUCAGAUGAACCCUACUCCACUGAAAACCUUCACAACAUGAAAGGGCACUUCAAAUUCCUGUCUGACCCCAUCCCUGUCACAACCAUCAACUUCAACGAUGUACAGUUACUGAGGAAGGUUCACGAGGGUGUUGAUUUUGGAGUGGAAAUUCCGAUUAAAUGCCCGGGCAAACUUGAUGCUCUUACUGUAUGGUUUGAUCUCCAUCUAUACCAAGACAUCACUGUGACAACCAGUCCAUCUGGUCCAAACUGCUGGGAACAAGCAAUAUUUCCUGUACUACCCAUAUCAUCAAAUUCCAAAUCAGAUGAAAAGGAGAAUAUCAAUCAGAAAGAAGGAGAGAGGAUUGCUUCAACUUUUAGCCUCAGUAAUAGUCGUUUACACCUAAAAUCAUGGCAGAAGGGAGAAUCUACAAAUGUCCAAGCAUCAGAAGACAAUAAAUGCCUCAAUUAUAGUAAAGGAGAGAGGACUUUCUACAUGAAUAGAAAUGAACUUUAUAGACUGAAUAAUCUGCAUUUGAAUAGGUUACACUGUAAAGCUUUAUCUCAAAUUAAGAGCUGCCAUCCAGAUAAGACAUUGACACUUUUGGACUUUUCUUGUCUCUUCUCUCCCAUCAGCCUUCAGAUGGGUUGCCAUGGAUACCCAUCUGGAACAGUAGUUAUGAAGUCUGAAUCUCAUGAAUUAUACCAAACUCUUUCCAAUACAAACGACCUAAGUGAAUUGAACUAUGACCUUUUGGAUGUAAAUGAAUGGCGUGGUUUGACUCAGAAAUAUGAUGUCAUUCUGUGCGAUCCAGUGGAGAUGUGUGGAGCUUUAAGGCAGCAGAUUUUUGAAGAUUUGGACAUUCUAAAGUUAACUUGCCUAGAAAGAAAAGGGCAAAUUGUUCCUGGGAUUAUACGGAUUAAUGCUGUGUGUGUGGAGUCUGAGAGUCUGAUGUCUGACAGCGCAGUACUGGAGGAUGACGUGACCUUAGGCCUUCGAAUUGCUGAAUUCAUCAAUGAGUAUCAGGCUACCACACACCUGGAUGUUGACUUCCUUCAUCUAGAUCAUGUCCGGCUCACUGAUCCAUUUCAACUUUUCCAAAUUGACUUGAAUGAAAAAUGUGAAGACAAACCGUCAUCAUUUCUUGAUCUAAAGAGCACGGUCACUGUAACUGCCACAGACACGGGACAUAUUACUGCGGUCAUUUAUUGGUUUGAAUUUGAACUUUGUGAGGGAAUUACUCUGUCAACUAUAGAAUCUGUGUUGCCUUGGAAUCAAGCAGCUGUGAUGAUGAAAUUGUGUGACCUUGACGUUGUAUGUGGUCAGCAACUAACGGUUCAGGCCACAGUGAAAAACAGCUGCAUUGGAAUUACUGUUGAUGAUGAAUUUGUGGAUGUCAGCUAGGAGAUGUAAAUCAUUUUAGUCAAAAUACUCCAAUACACUAAAACUCGGGUCACAGCAAAUUCCUGGGGUCCUGUUCAUGAUUUACUUUGUUAUAUCCAUAAUUAGCUACGUACAUCAGUAUAGCAAAUUAUUUCUGCAGUUUAUAAUGAAAGGACAAAUUACAAAGCAUACAAUAACCCUCCAAAUAUUCAUCUUUGUUUAUGGAAUAAAAUAUUUUGGAUCAUUAUCAUAAAGAGCAAAAAACCACUUGUAAA
Messenger RNA from Ostrea edulis (European flat oyster), 2614 nucleotides. RefSeq names its product protein arginine N-methyltransferase 9-like. The record is from RefSeq and is a predicted model, not a curated record. Gene Ontology annotation, molecular function: protein binding; protein-arginine omega-N monomethyltransferase activity. The coding region runs from base 36 to 2360 and encodes 774 amino acids. The transcript is spliced from 10 exons. Gene Ontology annotation, biological process: peptidyl-arginine methylation. Lineage: Eukaryota; Metazoa; Mollusca; Bivalvia; Ostreida; Ostreidae.